GCUAUACCCAUAUUCUGGCUUUCGAUCUCGGCUCGUUAUCUGUCCGAGCGGCCUCGGCCUCGUUAUUAGUCAUCAACAUCUCACUUCUUCUCCUUCCAGGUAAUCUCAUUCCACAUUGUACCUUGUCCUCUUUGCAAAUAUAUAGGCGCUAUAAGUACCGUACGGUGCAGAUACUCGUGCUUCCAGAGGGGCUUUAAGAUAAUCUCAUCUUUUGAGCAACAGACUAUUCACUGCACGCCUUAAAGAACAUUGGGUGCGCUAUGGCUGAAGAAGAGAUCAUUUUCCCUCCCCGGCCUUUGUUCAUGGUUGAUCGAGGUUGGCAACGAAGCAGGAAGAAGACCCGGUCGAAUCCUCGAUCUAUUCGGGGUGACGUUCAGUCGAUUCAUGUUCCUGAGAGAACAGUCAAGGCCACAGAAGAUUCAUCUGCAAUCGAGACAAUGUCAAUCAACCGCAACGGUCCCCAGAACCCACAACACAACAAAACUCGGCCACUGCCCGGCACGAAUUUUCUGCAUUACGAGCCUGCAGAAACGAGGAAGGCACGACACAGAAAGCGAAUAGGGCGGCCCAAGGAAGGGAACACAAGGCCGGCCGCGAUGUCAGAUCUACCUCAGGCCGCAACAAGUGUUGCGCCAUCAGGCCGGACGCCAGCAUCAGAAAACCUGUGGACUUUUGGCAGUCUUGUUCCGGGCAGCGCCACUUCACUUUACACGAUCAUUGAUCCUGAAGCGACCGCUUUUCAAGGGUUUGCUCAUGACUACCCGACCCGCAUCGCCUCGGGCAUGUUUCCGAUCAGCAAGUAUGUUUUGUUCGAGUCAAAUCCAAUAGCAGAGAUCUGGUACCCAGCAGCUAUCGCAGACGACCUUCUCCUACACGUUAUCCUCUUUUCCACCGCCCUCAAAGCUCACAUCAAUUCCGAGUAUCGUACCUUUCCUGAUUCGGAGACCCUCCUCAAAGUCAUUCUUGACCGUCUCAACAAUCGGAUGCGGCAUGGCGAGUACUCGGAUGAGACCAUUGGUGCUGUCUCAUGCAUGGCACUUUGUGAGAACGCCCUGGGUAAUCACAGCAAAUGGUCAAUGCAUACGGUAGGAAUGUCAGAGAUGAUCCGUGCCAGGGGUGGUCUUUCGUCGAUUCGUACCGCUAUGCAGACAAAGAUCUAUCGAGCCAGCAUCGUUGGUGCAGUGGACUGCCUCUCUCGACCUUGUUUGUCUCGCCUGACAAGAACAACGAAGCCUUUGUAUCAAAGUGUCGGAAUGGGAUUACCGAAAUCGAAUCUAGCAGCCGCGCUGGAUCGGAUUGAUUCAAAGGCCCCAUUUUUCGAUGCCAUGAUUGACCUCUCCUUCUUCACUCAAGCGCUGAACUAUUCAGUGGAAAACCAGGUCACUCUAGACCCCAGGGCGUACGAGGAGGAUAUGUCCUGCAUCGCAUAUGAUCUGCUCUGCCUCUCGAGACUCAAAGGCAUUGCACGGGCCUGCCAGCUUGCAGCUCUCGUCCUCAUGCAGAUCGUGAUGACAGACAGAGCUCUCGGCAAAAGGUCCUCCACAUUGAUAUCGGGAGAACUCCGACAGUCACUUCGCGAUCUCGAAGCCGACGAUGUGCCCACUACUUUAGUCUUUUGGGUUCUCUUCUUAGGUGGGCUAGCUUCCUUCGAGACCAAGGACGUAAGAUGGUAUCGAUUCCGGCUAAGGAGAUUGGCAAGACACAGUAACAUUGUCAGUUGGGACGCAGCAAAGAGUGUGCUACGACAAACUAUGUGGAUUGAUUGCCUCCAAGAUUCCCAUGGCAAGAAAUUGUGGGAUGAAGUCAUUGAAUCUAUGUCAACGUCGUCUGACUAGUCUCACAACUUCGGAACCAGGUCGUCAAAAUCUGUGCCAUCAAGGAACAUAUUGAUGUGCGUUGCAUACAGUUCCGCAAAUUGCCACAGGAAGCCAUGCCCAGCACGAGGGUAGAUUAUCAACUGUGCGUUGGGGAUCUGUGUCAUGAGUUCCCAGCUCCGACUCGAGGGGAUCAGGACGUCGUUAUCACCAUUCGCCACCAGUACUGGCAUCUUGAGCUCGUUCAGCCUGUCGAAUGACCCGCUUGGACUCGCCGUGAAAGCGUGAACAGCCGCCGCAUACU
Molecule: messenger RNA, 2118 nt
Organism: Exophiala viscosa
Lineage: Eukaryota; Fungi; Ascomycota; Eurotiomycetes; Chaetothyriales; Herpotrichiellaceae
Exons: 2
Coding region: 261-1835 (524 amino acids)
Source: RefSeq, a predicted model, not a curated record